This is a messenger RNA of Helicoverpa zea (corn earworm), 4919 nucleotides long. RefSeq lists its product as uncharacterized. Gene Ontology annotation, biological process: actin filament polymerization. Gene Ontology annotation, molecular function: protein binding. NCBI's taxonomy places the organism in Eukaryota, Metazoa, Arthropoda, Insecta, Lepidoptera, Noctuidae. Gene Ontology annotation, cellular component: cytoplasm; actin cytoskeleton. The coding region runs from base 174 to 3713 and encodes 1179 amino acids. The record is from RefSeq and is a predicted model, not a curated record. The transcript has 19 exons.
ACAUUUCUCUCAUGAUCAGUAUUUCUCGCCGAUUGAGGAAAUAAAUCGUUUGUUGUUUUACUAUGAUAAUAUUGUAUCUAAACGACUUUACUCAUUUUCGUCUGUGAGGCAUUAGUUUUAAUUUAACAAUAAUAUGUUUUGUUAGUAUCUCUUGUGUUACGAGAAGGAUAAACAUGGAGUUUUUGAAACUUUGGUGGUUGUUCAGUUUUUGUACUAUUCAGGUACAAGGAUCGACGCAUUGGAUGGUCACUGAAGGUGGCCUUAUUCAGCCUCGGCUGGAUUCUCCAUUCAAUUUAGUACAGCCAUAUGACUUACUGGCGUUCCUAAACCAAGACACGCGCUGGGACAAUAUUAUAAACUUACAUCAUUACUUGGCCAAACGACAACAGAUAAUAAGAGGAUUGUGGGCCGACCUUGAGCGUGAUACAGAUAUAAACUCAUUACUGAUUGAAGAUGAGUACUGUGUCAAAGUAGGUCAAUUAAACCUGAUAGACUGGUAUACAUCCUCUUUAGAAGAAGCAAAAACAAAGAUUGGGACAGAAGAGUUUACUCUCCAUAAUUUGAAUUAUGGAGACGCUGAUGUCCCGGACUGUAAGAAGAUUUCUUCGUUGACUUUCAGUAUGUGCGCUUUUGAGCAUUUGGAGAGUAUGCAAAAGAGAGAGAAUCUUAGUGUGAGUCCUGAAACAUCUUUACCUGAACAUAUGUCAUCUAACACAGAGAUUACAGAAAUGAGUGUUGAUCAGUUCGGUCACUGGUUAGCUGGAGUUCUUAAGAAGAAUAGUUCUUCAUGGCUACAUUACAAUAUGGCUUCUCUUUAUUGGAGGGUUAGAGGUAACGCUCCUAAAGCUAUGGAGUGUAGCCGCAGGGCUGUGCAUUAUGCACCUAGAGAAUACAAAGACAUAGCUCUUUUAAGCAUGGGAUUAAUACUCCAUCGUAGUAAAGUGGCAGAUGAUGCUAUUAUUGUUCUCGGGGCAGCCGUAGACCACGAUGAGCAUUGCCCAAUCAAUCAUUUUAUACUAGGCAAUGCUUUCGCAGUCAUGGGAGACUUUAACAGCUCUUUAAAACAUUUUGACACAUGCCUACAGUUGAAUCCAUCAUUUGAUUUGGCAGAAAGACAUAGGAAUGGACUGUUGUGUCAUAGUUUUGUGUUAAAAAGAUUGGAAGUCGUUCAAGAUACUUUAAGUAGACUGCGCGAGGAAUUGUCGCAAUACAUUGAACGAGAAGCUCAUUGGCUAAAAUCCCAAGCUGCUCUUAUAAGGACCAUGGAACUUACAGAAGAGUUUGAUUUCAUGGACGUAGGAAAAAGCUUCGACAAGAUGUCAGAACUAACAGGUUUAAAUAUGAGGGAGUUAAAAAAAGAAGGGGACAAAUACUCGUUAAUACAAUACUUUUUGGACGGACCUACAUACAAUGAUAACUGGUUGAAAGAGAAAGGAGUUCUUGCGAUAGAGUCCGCAUAUAGUUUACGAAAACUGUUGCAACAAAUAGGUCGACAUGUCACCAUGGAAGAGGUUGAACCCCUAUAUGAUAAUUACAAAGAGACUGAUGGCAAAAUAGUAAAAGAAAUCGGACCAAUACCGUCUUUACCCGAUUUGUUUCCAGAUUCUGUUAAUGACUUUUCAAUAAUCAUCAAAGAAAUCAAAGAUAUUCAAGAUUUAGAAAAAGCUGAUAGAGAGAAACAGAAGCAAGUCAAGACUCCAAAACCUGUUGUUAAACAAAAGAAGAUUGAUCCUCCAAUAACUCCUGAAAAGAAACCAGCCUAUGAAAUUGAAGAAAAUAUUCUAGAAUAUGAUACUGGAAUUGUACUAUAUCCAACAACAUUAAAAGUAAGUCGAAAUACAGAAGAAUUCGAUAAGGAACCUGAGUGGCCGACAAAUAAGAAUUGUAAAGACAAUGCACAGUCGUUUCCAGAUAAUUUAGAAGCUGUAUACCAAAUAUUUUUACCAUUUGAGAAUAAAGGACUGAGAUUAAGAACACUGCUGUCAGACAGGAUCGGUGUGCCAGCGACUGUAGAACACGAGUUACCGUGGCAUCCACCCAACUGUCCCAAUGACAAGGAAGCCGCUACCUUCACGCAGAAGAAAGCGCAGAAGCCACAAAUAGUAAGUGACGUCAUAGUAACGGAGCACUUACGUGAAAAACUAUUAGAAUACGUGGGGAAUGGCGACAUUGAGUCGGUGCGUAACAUGCAAGAUGCUGAAAUAGGCCAGCGCAUUUACGCUGCUAUGCAGAUGAAAUUAGCUCCAAAAUGGGUUCUAUACACCCUUUCGUCUCUCUACUGGCGUGUUAGAGGCAACAACGUGAACGCCUUACAUUGUAUAAUGACGGCCAGUAGAACUGUCGAGGCGAGGUUCAAAGAUAUAGUGCUGAUAUCUUUGGCCUCUAUUUAUUUGGAAAUGGGCUAUUUUGAUGAAUCUUUGGCGGCCGCGGAAGAGGCUUUCAAAAUGAGUUUGUAUGAGCCAGCAACAAACUUCAUACUCGCUGAACUGAACAUGAUAAAGAAACAUAGAAACACACACAUGUUUCACCUCAAGCAAGUGAUACGAGUAGAGCCAGGGUUUAUGAAGGGACUGGCCAGGAAUAUGUUAUACGGCUGGGCUUGUCUGUUCAAGCAGGUUAACGUGCUGCAGGAAUUUGAAUUCAGUGAAGCAGAUAUAUGCACACAAGUAGAACCUGGCAUGAGUAUGGUAUGCGAGAAAGAUGGUACCAACUGCCAUCUCACUAACCUACAGUGUUUUAACGCCCAUUCAGAUCGUGAAAGCAGCACUUUAGUGAGAAUGCUUGAACUAAAAGAUGAUAAUAUCCAGGGUUCGCCGGUGGACGAUCUCAAUGACGGUCUGUUUGACCGUUUCGUAGACAAUAUGCCGAAGGAACGGUUCGAUAGGGCGGCACAUCAGAGGAACUUUGACGCCAUGAUGAAAACUGUCGGCAAUGAGUUGAAAGGCUGCGGGAAUAGGGGAUGUUCAAGUAUUCAACCAGCCGACUUGGCGUUGAAAGAAGAGGAUUGCACUUACCAGCAUUUAGAACUGGGUUAUUGGCUGCAUAUCAUCAGUUUUAGGGAGCUGCUUAGUGAAUCUGAUUCUAAGUUACCAUCAGAAAUAACCGCACUACAACCAUCAAGCAAAAAGAUACCAGAAUGUCGCUUGAACGUUGAUCCCUCAAAAGAUUUCUUCCUAGAGCGAUUAAUGAGGGUAGACACGGAAAAUUGGGAACCUGUGCUCAGUUUAAUGCACCAGUUUGCAGAAAUGUUCAAUUUCUAUGAUUAUGUCACCCUGGGAGCGAAGAUAGCUAAAUAUGUGGAAACUCGGCCUGGCUGCUGGGCGGGCGCGGCGGCGGCGGGCUGGUGGUGCGGCGCGGGCGGGCGCGGCGCGUGCGCGGCGCGCUGCCUGGCCGCCGCGCAGGCGCGAGCGCCGCCCGCGCUGGCGCCGCAAGCUGCUAGAGCACUCACUGCGUUGCUCGUCAUACAGUCAAAGAUAAAAGACGCUAAGGAAGUGGCCUACCUCUCAUUCUACACACAACCAAAGAGUAAAAUAGACGCGUUCCUAGUGGGAGUAUCGCACACGUACCUUGCGGAAUACGAACCGGCAGUGUGGAUGUAUCGCUACGCUCUCACCUUCGACGAAAAGUUCCUACCGGCGAAGGCAUGUCUUCAUGCCACCAUGUGUCUCAUGCUCUUCGGCGAUGCGGCCAAGGCGAAACCUAAACAGAAAUAAAUUAUACUAUAAUUAUGCCGAGUAAACCAACGACUGUACAAGGCGCGUCAUACGGUCAAUAUAAUUGCGCAAUACAAUUAUCAAUUAAUUGACAUUGAGAGUAAAUGUUGCGCAAUGAUUGCGCAAAGUUUUUAAAAACAACAUUGGUUGCGCAAUCAUAUUGACCAGGGUGCGUCUAAGAAACUAUGCUUUGCCAAAGGAUCAACCGAAAAUACUGAUUUUAGCUUGAAGAUACCUCGGGCUAAAAUCACCAGAUAAUAUUAAACUAAUUUAUUCGUAUCCAGUAGUGCAAAACAACGAGUUUUUUCUUAGCAGUAAUACAUAUUGAUGUUCCCCAAUAUAUACUCACUCAUACCGGCUGUAUUUAUUUCGCUUGGAAUCCGAUCUGAACAAAAAUAAGUAUAUUACAUAAAUGUAUGACUAUUACAGGCAUUUCAAUGAUUAAUAAAUAAAUUAUAACAAUAAUGUUGUGACAAUAGUUGUAAGUUUUAACCGAAUGAUUCGAACUUAAUAUUCUAUAGUAGAAAAAGUUUCACCUGUAUUUUAUUCGAAGGACGAUUUUCUUAAGAAAACAGCUGUUGUGGUCUUUCUACUGGUUGUCUGUUCGUUGUACCACCUCCCCACUGCCAUGUCCCAACUGACCUGUGAUUCAACUGACCCCAAAUUAUGUUUGUGUCCACAUAGGCCAUUGGGGCUAAGGCAACGGGGGUUUGGCGGUUAAAACAUCCUGUAUGUGCAUUUAAAACUAUAUCAUUAUACUGAAGAUUUUUAAACUAUCAAAUAUAGAAUUCGUGCAUUUUUAAAUGAUAUCAAUCGAUUCAAAUAAUAGUUAUUACAUGUAAUUCAAUCGAGCUUGAAACAUCGGUAGUAUGUAAGCUGUCCUACAUUUAAAGUUCAAAAGUUUUUUUGUAAGUUGUAUGUUUCCGCCUAUAAGAACAAAAUGUUGAAUCAUUCCUUUGUUGUCGUGUUUUACAAUUUAUUUCAGUUCAUUUUGUAACUAACCGAUUAUUGGUUUGUAUUUUAUACCUAGUCAUAGUUUUCUUUGCCUAAAAAUGUUAGAUUCUUGCCUAAAUUAUGAGGUCUAUGAAAAGUACAGUUAGAGCAAGUUUUGUUACCGCGGUAAUUCUUAAUGUUUUUGCAGUAACAUUUGUUUAGACUCUUAAGACUGACGUGUUUCUCAAUUCCAAUAAACUUUUUAAAAUUGCA